Hevea brasiliensis (rubber tree) is the source of this 3045-nucleotide messenger RNA. RefSeq names its product transcription factor LHW. Bases 703 to 2901 code for a protein of 732 amino acids. Lineage: Eukaryota; Viridiplantae; Streptophyta; Magnoliopsida; Malpighiales; Euphorbiaceae. Gene Ontology annotation, molecular function: protein dimerization activity; DNA-binding transcription factor activity. Gene Ontology annotation, biological process: regulation of DNA-templated transcription. The record is from RefSeq and is a predicted model, not a curated record. The transcript has 11 exons.
CCGUCUGCUAUUAGAAAUCGUGUUUAGAGUGUGGAAAAGCAAAAACAGCCCGCUCUUCUUUCUCUUCCCAAUUUCGAUAUCAGUUGUCACACAGACAUCGUCGAAUCAUGGAAUCCAACGAAUUUGAAGAUCAAUUAUAAGUGAAAGUGACUCAAAGCUGCAAAAAAUUGUCUUUUGGUCUGCUUGUUUGCUUCGCACACGCUCAGAUUGUGGUUUAAUCGAUCUGAUUUUUCAGUUUUCGAAUGCUAAAAUCGAGAAACUGUUAUGAUUAGCCAUCAUCUCAGGGAUUGUGCAGCUUAGCUGAAACUAAUACACGAUUUUCUCAAAUUUCUCUCUGAACCUAAAAGCUACUAGUAGCAGAGGGUUUCCUUUAAGUUUUUACUUUGAUUACAGUUCGUUUCAUGGAUUGCUUCCGCCAAAUGAUCGUUAAAAUGGAGCUUACUUCUGUGUUUUGCUUCAUUCAAGUGCUGUAAUAUAAUAAAAUUGCAUAAAGAUUGUGAUUGAGAGUAGUUUUAUGUUAGCAAUGGGAUUUCUAAUGCUUAAUUCAACGGGGCCACCGAUAAAACGAAGGGCGGGUUUGAGGAUAAAACAAGCUGGAAGAGGUUCUUAUCGGGGCAGCUAGAGAAGGCUUUUUAGUGAUAUAAUUUGGCCGUAUUUGUUGUAUGUAUUAGAUAUUUGUGUAUUUAUUGGAAAGUCAAACGAAUGGGAACUACUGCUUUGAGGCAGCUGUUGAAAAGUCUUUGCAAUGAUUCGCUUUGGAAUUAUGCCGUGCUAUGGAAGCUUAGGCAUGAGAGCCCAAUGAUUUUGACUUGGGAAGAUGGGUACUUUAAUUAUCCAAAACCAAGAGAACUUGUGGAAAGUAUAACAAAUGUUGGUUACUGCAAAGGUGCAACUGAUAUGUUUUCUCCUCAGUUAGAAACAAAUACAUCCAAUGGUAGCUUAGAGGAUUAUCCAGUUGGACUUCUAGCGGCUGACAUGUCUCAUCUUCAUUAUGCCUUGGGAGAAGGGGUUGUUGGCAAAGUUGCAUUUACAAGGGUCCAUUGCUGGGUUUCCUUCAAUAGCAUUUUCACUGGUGAUGUCCAUUUAAUUCCUGAGCAGUGUCCAGAAGAAUGGCUAGUUCAGUUUGCAUCAGGUAUCAGGACUAUUUUGCUGGUACCUGUGCUUCCACAUGGAGUUUUGCAACUGGGAUCAUUAGAAGAGGUUGCUGAAGAUGUCAAUAUAAUAGCGAAUGUCAAAGGUAGAUUCCAUGGCCUUCUCAGUGUUGGAGGAAAUAGUUCAACUUUCUCCGUAAAGGAGGAAUUCGAACCCAAACCGUCAUCCCCACUGAUGUCUGGUGCCAUUGAAUGCUUAAAUGCACCAUCAACUACUGCAUUUACAUCGGUGAAGACUCAAGAUUUAAAUCAUUCGAUACCUGUCAACAGUGUUGAGAUAGAUAAUAACAAUCCGUCCAGUGCAAGUCAAGUUCUGCCACUAAUAACUGCUGAAGAUUCAUUUAUGCCAGACGGAAAAGAUCUGCUAGAAGCUCUCCAAUAUGAAAGAGAAAAUAGGAUUGAUGUGCCACCUAUUAGUCUUGCUGAAAUAUCAAUUCCAAGUGUAUCUAUAAAUGCCAGCCAACUGGAGAUGAUGGAGAGCAAGUUGUUUGAACUUUCUUGUCUGAUGGAAGAACUGCAGGCAUAUUCUGACUGUAAUGAUUACAAUGUGGGAAUGUUUGGAGAAUCUUACAAUGGAAUUAUUAGUUCUUAUCCUGCUGGAGACAUAGCAGGGGAAUCAUCUGGAGGUCAGGCUACUAAUGAUACAGAUAAUAAAGUUAUAAGCAGUUUCUUUAGAUUUCCCAAGGAUAGUGAGUUGCAUGAAGUGCUUGGACCAAAACAGACAAAUGAAAAGUUGUGGGACUCAUCUUUCUUGGUUGAGGAUACUUGUAGCACCCCAAGUUUUGCCUGCAACAAAGAUCCUAGUAAAAGAACUGAGCCUUCCUGGUUUGCUAGAGGAGGUGAUGCUGGAUAUCUGUUGGAAGCUGUCGUUGCCAAUGCAUAUAGUGGUUCAGAUGACACUUCUGUUAUAUCCGAUAGUUUCAAAUCAUCUACUAGUUUUUCAGGACACUUUGCUGCUUCCCCUAAACCUCAAAAGCAAUCAAAAGCAAGUACCUUGGUGAAGGAUGAUUCAACACCAUGUGACCAUCUUAGAUCUGCAUGUGUUAUUGGGAACAAGAAUGCUGAUAGUUCUUCAGGUACUUUAAGGAGCAUGAUGGACACAAUUUUUAGCAAGGAACAGCAUGAAAGAGGAUCCGAUGACACACUGGUUCGAAAAGGGCCUAAAACAACUGUCAGCAAAAGAAGGGCCAAACCUGGUGAUAACCAAAGGCCAAGACCAAGGGAUAGACAGCUGAUCCAAGAUCGGGUGAAGGAGUUGCGGGAGCUAGUUCCCAAUGGUGCAAAGUGUAGCAUUGAUGGCCUCUUGGAUCGAACCAUAAGGCACAUGCUGUAUUUACGAAGUGUUACCGAUCAGGCUGAGAAAUUGAGGCAAUGUGUGCAUCAGGAGCUUGAUGGUAACAAGAAUUGGAGGUCUUACGAAACCAAGGAAAAUCGCCGAAGUGGAGCAAGCUGGGCUUGUGAAUUUGGAAAUGAGUUCCUGGCGUGCCCAAUACUAGUGGAAGAUCUUGCAUGUCCUGGACACAUGCUCAUUGAGAUACUUUGUAAUGAGCAUUGUCUUUUCUUAGAGAUUGCCCAAGUGAUUCGUAGCUUGGAGUUGACCAUUUUGAAGGGUGUACUGGAAAGCCGAUCAAACAACACAUGGGCUCGGUUUAUUGUUGAGGCUUCCAAGGGAUUUCACCGGCUCGAUAUCUUCUGGCCUCUGAUGCAGCUUCUGCAACGCAAAAGAAGUCCUAUUUCAAGCAAGAUUUAACGCACCAUCUUCCUUUCUAGUGUAGUUAGUCAGAGGCUGCCAGUGGAAUUUCCUUUAGAAGAAACAAAAAGUUGCAAUCUAAAAGACUAUUGUAUCAUUACAAGGACUAUUGUCGUUUUUUUGCUAUGAAGUACCAGUUUGCUA